This is a messenger RNA of Lycium ferocissimum, 546 nucleotides long. Its product is annotated as phytosulfokine receptor 1-like. NCBI's taxonomy places the organism in Eukaryota, Viridiplantae, Streptophyta, Magnoliopsida, Solanales, Solanaceae. Gene Ontology annotation, molecular function: protein binding. The transcript has a single exon. Bases 1 to 546 code for a protein of 181 amino acids. The record is from RefSeq and is a predicted model, not a curated record.
AUGAGAGGAGAAAUCCCAGAUUACUUCUCAAAUUUGACAAACCUCAUGCUUUUAAAUUUGGCCAACAACAGUUCAUCAGGAGCCAUACCGCACUGGUUGUUCAAUCUCCCUGCCCUCUCUGUACUAGAUUUAUCUCUGAACAACUUCAAGGGAGUUAUAUUUCCAAUGAUUCAGCUGAAAUCUUCUCCUUUUCCAACAUUAAUAAAUUUAGCCAGUAACAACCUUCAAGGUCCUAUUCCUUCUAAGCUCGAGAAUGUUAAUGUCAUCGACUUGUCACUUAACAAUUUCGUAGGCUCAGUUCCAACACAGAUAGGAGAAGUUCAUGGUAUCAGGUCCAUAUCGUUAUCUGGAAACAAAAUUCAUGGUCCAAUACCUGAAUCAUUUUGCCAAUCAACUAAUGUUCUCCAGGUUCUUGAUCUCUCUAAUAAUAGCUUGUCAGGAGCCAUUCAACGCAACUUAGGAAACUGCAAGUCUCUCAUUUACCUUAAUCUUGGACAAAACAAGCUCGCUGGAAGUAUCCCAAAAGAACUUGAACGCGCUAUCUGA